AAACAAUCCCGUCUCUUGAACUACUGCUAACAGUUUUUAACAUCUUCAGAAGGUCAUAUCAUAUUUUAUUUAAGUGUGUUGUUUUACAUUCAGUUUUCCCCCGCGUUUUUUCACACCAUGGGUACUUCUAAAAGGGUCUCUCGCUUCCAUUGCCUUUUAUGUCAUACUUUCGUGGCAUGAAAAGUUCCCGAAACAUCUGUUAGCUUAGCAUUCCAAUAACAAAUCGCCUGACAAACUGCACCACGUACGACUAGAAGAUCAAAUUUGCGAUCUCCACAGCAACAUCCUAAAAAUGUCUAUCCUGGGAUUAAAGAAGAAACAGCCAAAGACUUUUAAGGUCAAAGUUAUAACAAUGGAUGCUGAGAUGGAGUUCAGCUGUGAGGUCAAAUGGAAAGGUAAAGAUCUGUUUGAUUUGGUUUGCCGCACUGUUGGUUUGAGAGAGACCUGGUUCUUUGGACUCCGGUACACAAUAAAAGACACGUAUGCUUGGCUGAAACCAGACAAAAGGGUCUUGGAUCAGGAAGUUCCCAAAGACUCUCCAAUAACAUUUCACUUUUUGGCAAAGUUCUUCCCAGAAAAAGUAGAAGAAGAACUGGUCCAAGAAAUAACACAACAUCUUUUCUUCUUGCAGGUAAAAAAACAAAUAUUAGAAGAAGAGAUAUUAUGUUCCCCUGAAGCCUCUGUUUUACUGGCCUCAUAUGCUGUUCAAGCCAAGUAUGGAGACUAUGACCCCAACUUUCACAAACCUGGUUUUCUGGCUCAGGAUGAGCUCCUCCCAAAGCGAGUGUUGAUGCAGUAUCAGAUGACAGCUGACAUGUGGGAGGAGAAGAUUACAGCUUGGUAUGCAGAGCACAGAGGUAUCGCCAGAGACGAAGCAGAGAUGGAGUAUCUAAAGAUUGCACAAGACCUUGAGAUGUAUGGUGUGAGCUACUUUGCUAUAACUCAAAACAAGAGGGACACAGACCUGUUGCUGGGAGUGGAUGCCCAGGGCCUUCACAUCUACAGCCCCAACAGCAAACUCAGCCCAAACAAGUCGUUCCCCUGGAGUGGCAUCCGCAACAUCUCUUACAGCGAAAAAGAGUUCACUAUCAAGCCUCUAGACAAGAAGAAAGAUGUUUUCAAAUUCUACUCGUCUCAGCUGCGGGUCAACAAACUGAUCCUGCAGUUGUGCAUAGGAAACCAUGACCUGUUCAUGAGGAGGAGGAAGGUGGACUCUAUAGAGGUUCAGCAGAUGAAGGCUCAAGCCAAAGAGGAGAAAGCUCGUAAAAAGAUGGAGAGACAGAUUCUGGCUCGAGAAAAGCAGAUGAGGGAGGAGGCCGAAAGAGCAAAGGAGGAAAUGGAGCGGAGACUCUUCCAGCUGCAGGACGAGGCCCGACUUGCCAACGAGGCUCUGCUGCGUUCAGAGGAGACGGCUGACCUCUUGGCAGAGAAGGCCCAGAUCGCGGAGGAGGAGGCGAAGCUGCUGGCCCAUAAAGCUGCUGAGGCUGAGCAAGAGAGGCAGCGAUUGGAGGUGACGGCGCUCAAGACCAAAGAGGAGAAGAGACUCAUGGAGCAGAAGAUGAGAGAAGCAGAACAGCUAGCUGUCAAACUGGUGGAGCAGUCUGAGAGGAGGUUAAAAGAAGCAGAUCAUCUGAAACAGGAUCUGACCGAAGCCAAAGAUGCAGAGCGCAGAGCCAAACAGAAGCUGCUGGAGAUCACCAAGACGACCUACCCGCUCAUAGCAGCCUACUCUGCCCCUCCUGCCCCUCCCCCUCCUCCACCCGAAGCCUCAAACUUCUCCUAUGACUCCACCUCAAUGCGCUUGGACUUUAAAGACCCUGACAUGAAGAGGCUCUCCAUGGAGAUCGAGAGAGAGAGGCUGGAGUACAUGGAGAAGAGUAAGCACCUCCAGGACCAGCUGAAGGAGCUCAAGUCAGAGAUCGAGUCGCUAAAGCUGGAGGAGCAGCAGCAGGCCGGCCUCUUCCACCCAGACCCCCGCAGAUACCACCCAGAGCCCCACUACGUACCCCACAGCAAUAGAAACUCGGCUUACAUGUCACAGAUGGCCUUUUAUGAAGAGGUGUGAUCAGCCCUGGACAGAUAUACUGCCUUUAUAGAACACAUCCUGUGUCAAAUACAUGCGUGUGUUUGCCGAGACCUUUGCCAUUUUGUGCUUCAUGCUGUUACUCUAAAAUGGAUCUUCUGCCCAUCUGCAGUGUGCCUGCCUAUUAUUGAACUUCUUGUGAUGUUUUUGCUUUAAAGAUACCAAGCCUUCAAGUGUGCCAUAUGAACCACAAAGGGCUUUCUGGAGUUACCAUUUUGAACAAAACUAAUAUUUAGUUUGAUGGUUUUUAAGUUACAAAUUGUUUUGAUUGUAAGAAAAGUUACAUUUGAACACUGUGCUACUGUGUUAUUGAACUAUUUUUUUUCUAGUAAAAAAUGGACUGAUGGUUUUACAGUGGCAGACAUAGACUGUUAAAAUUCAGUAUUUGCCAAGUGUUUCAUUUUUAAUUUUUACUGUUGGUAGUUUAUAGUCAUUGCUAUUCCAGUUUUUAAGAUUUUGUGCCUUAAAUUGCGUUUUUUUACAUUUUUAUAAUAUUUUGCCACAGUUUUAUCUUACACCCUUACUCCAUAGAUAUUAUCUUAAGGUUGCACUUCUCAGGACUGUUCAGAGACAAUCACCCAGCAAAUGUACAGAUGACUUGGAUGACUGGUGCCUUAAGACACUAUUUUGAUAUCAUGGUUCUUCACGUAUGUUGCAAUCAAUGUGAUUAUUAUUGCUUAAAGUGACUUAAUGUGCGCAUUUACUUGAAAUCCAUGCCUAGAGCGAGAUAAAGUACUCACAAAUAAAAUAAAUGUUUUGUCAGUUUACUAAUAAGCACCAAAGUGCAUCUGUGUCAUAAAAUAAUACAUUCACCUUAAUUUCAGCACUUAAAUGGCAUAUAGCGUUCCCCAUAAUGUUAAUGUCAUUUUUUUAAUUUACCGGUAAUUUCAAUUUUACGUCUUGCCUUAUUUUCAGUAUGCAUUAAAUGCUUUCCAGUGUUUUCAUAGGAAAUGUAACCUGUUAAACUACAUCAGCC
Periophthalmus magnuspinnatus is the source of this 3059-nucleotide messenger RNA. It is a transcript of the gene nf2b, whose product is annotated as NF2, moesin-ezrin-radixin like (MERLIN) tumor suppressor b. Lineage: Eukaryota; Metazoa; Chordata; Actinopteri; Gobiiformes; Gobiidae. Bases 293 to 2065 code for a protein of 590 amino acids. Gene Ontology annotation, molecular function: actin binding; cell adhesion molecule binding. Gene Ontology annotation, cellular component: cytoskeleton; adherens junction; apical part of cell. Gene Ontology annotation, biological process: regulation of cell shape; positive regulation of early endosome to late endosome transport; positive regulation of protein localization to early endosome. The record is from RefSeq and is a predicted model, not a curated record. The transcript is spliced from 17 exons.